AUGACGGUGCGGAGAGGAAAGAAGCUCAGCAUCUCCAUCCAGGAACACAUGGCCAUUGACGUCUGCCCCGGCCCCAUCAGACCCAUCCGACAGAUCUCCGCCUACUUCCCCCGCCUGUCCCCCACCUCCCCCAUCCCCAUCUCCCCAACCCCGGCCGUCUCCCCGCCGUCGCUCAGCCCCGGCUCCGCGGCCUCCGGCUCGGGCGGGACUCACCUGCUGUCGCCUCUGCUGCCUCACUGCCGGGCGGGCGGGGGCGGACUGCUGUCGCUCACCAGCAGCAUAGACACAUCGGUGGAGAUCAACAGCUCGGACAGUGACGACUGCACUGCUCUGGGAACGCUGGAGUUUGAGUUGAGAUAUGAGCGGAGCUCCAGUGAGCUGCACUGCACUGUGCUGCGGGCCAAGGGUCUGAAGCCCAUGGACUUCAACGGUUUAGCCGACCCGUACGUCAAACUGCACCUGCUGCCUGGAGCCUGUAAGGCCAACAAGCUGAAAACCAAGACCAUUCGUAACUCUCUGAAUCCAGUGUGGAAUGAAACGCUCACUUACGUCGGGAUCACAGAGGAAGACAUGCACAGGAGGACGCUCAGGCUGACCGUGUGUGACGAGGACAAGCUGACUCAUAAUGAGUUAAUCGGUGAAUCCAGAGUUCCUCUGAAACGUGUGAAACACGACCAGACCAAACACUUCCACACCUGCCUGGAGCAUCCGCCGCCGCUGCCGUCUCCCACCGCCAUGGGCGAAGCUCUGCGAGGAAUAUCCUGCUACUUACGAGAGUGGGAGAACGAGCAGCUCCACAGCCUGGAGGAGAGAGGUCGUCUUCUUCUGUCCCUUCAGUUUCUGCCCCCCCUCAGUCUGGAGGAUAAAGACGUCGAGGGAGGAGGAGGAGGAGGAGGAGGAGGUGAAGGUGAAGGCCGUCGCAGCGGGGGUCUCUGUGUCGGCGUGAAGCGCUGCGCUCACCUGGCAGCCAUGGAUGUCAACGGGUUCUCCGACCCUUACGUGAAAAUAUAUCUGAAACCAGACUUACAGAAGAAAUCUAAGCACAAAACGACGGUGAUGAAAAAAACUCUCAACCCCGAAUUCAACGAGGAGUUCUUCUAUGAGAUGUCUCUGACGGAGCUGGCCAACAAGACGCUGGAGGUGACGGUGUGGGACUACGACCUGGGACGCUCCAACGAUUUCAUAGGUGGCGUCUCCCUGAGCUGUCACUCGCAGGGCGACGCUCUCCGUCACUGGAUGGACUGUCUGAAGAAUAAGGGCCGCAGGGUGGAGCGGUGGCACAUCCUGACCAAUGAGCUGCCUCGGACCCUCAGCCACGACUAA
Molecule: messenger RNA, 1323 nt
Organism: Scomber japonicus (chub mackerel)
Lineage: Eukaryota; Metazoa; Chordata; Actinopteri; Scombriformes; Scombridae
Gene: doc2a
Product: double C2-like domains, alpha
Exons: 10
Coding region: 1-1323 (440 amino acids)
Source: RefSeq, a predicted model, not a curated record